Molecule: messenger RNA, 1111 nt
Organism: Ipomoea triloba (trilobed morning glory)
Lineage: Eukaryota; Viridiplantae; Streptophyta; Magnoliopsida; Solanales; Convolvulaceae
Product: probable serine/threonine-protein kinase PBL23
Exons: 5
Coding region: 163-1047 (294 amino acids)
Biological process (GO): protein phosphorylation
Molecular function (GO): ATP binding; protein kinase activity
Source: RefSeq, a predicted model, not a curated record
CUAGAAUGUUUCAGAGGUAUUGAUGUGUCUUGAUAGGAAUCCGAGGUUGUAAUGAUGUUCUUAUUGCAUGAGUGGAUUUCCAGAAAUAAGGACAUCUACUGAGCAUUCCCAGGAUUAAAAACACAUGUUUUGGCCAAUGCUGCAUCUGGGAGAGUACUGAAAAUGUUGGAUUGCUUCUCUUAUUGCACGGGAGAGGACCCAACCGAUAAAGCGUUGAGAGAGGGCAGCAUUCAUGAUUUCAGAGGCAUGACCCUGACUUCAUUUGCCAAUAUUUCUUUAAAAUCUGAUAGCAACAGGAGAAAGUAUAUAGCUGAAGAAGUAGGAAAAUUUGGAAAAGGGAAUAUUUCAGCCCAGGCUUUUACAUUCCAGGAAUUGAAUGACACAACCCAAAAGUUUAACCCUGAUUUCUUGCUUGGUGAAGGAGGUUUUGGCAAGGUGUACAAAGGCCACCUAGAAACCAAAAAUAUUGAUAUUGCAGUCAAACAGCUUGACAGAAAUGGUUUUCAGGGAAAUAGGGAGUUCCUUGUGGAAGUUCUACUGCUGAGUCUUCUCCACCACCCUAACCUUGUAAACUUGAUUGGAUACUGCUGUGAUGGCGAAGAGCGCAUAUUAGUAUACGAGUUCCUGGAAAACGGCUGCCUCGAAGAUCAUCUUCUUGACCUAAAACCUGGUAAACCGCAUCUAGAUUGGAAAACGAGGAUGAAAAUAGCCGAGGGAGCAGCAAGAGGGCUUGAAUACCUACACGAAACAGCCAAUCCUCCAGUAAUUUACCGCGACUUCAAAGCAUCCAAUGUACUUCUAGACAAAACCAAGCUAGGUCCAACCGGGGAUCAAACGCAUGUCUCCACCAGGGUCAUGGGUACCUAUGGCUAUUGUGCGCCUGAAUAUGCCUCCACUGGUCAGCUUUCCACCAAGUCUGACGUUUACAGCUUUGGGGUCGUGUUCUUGGAGAUGAUCACUGGGAGAAGAGUCAUCGAUAACGCUAGACCAAGUGAAGAACAGAACUUGGUUUUGUGGGUACUUGCUCCAUCUCAACUAAAAGUCUAAGCUAAUAGUUGGACUGCACAUUUAUGUUUAUAUUAUAUUUAUGCUCAACAUCCAUUACUAUAUA